Molecule: messenger RNA, 1046 nt
Organism: Malurus melanocephalus (red-backed fairy wren)
Lineage: Eukaryota; Metazoa; Chordata; Aves; Passeriformes; Maluridae
Gene: KCND3
Product: potassium voltage-gated channel subfamily D member 3
Exons: 2
Coding region: 83-637 (184 amino acids)
Biological process (GO): potassium ion transport
Cellular component (GO): voltage-gated potassium channel complex
Molecular function (GO): voltage-gated potassium channel activity
Source: RefSeq, a predicted model, not a curated record
CAGACUGUGUGAGCGAGGUGGCGGUGACAGCCUCACGCUUCUGUCACUGCAGCAGCUCCUCAUUUCCCUGCUGACACRGGGAAUGAACCCUCAGAGAGGGCAGAGUUUUGUUUUUGAGCUGCCCAGAGCAGCCCUGGCAGCACAGAGCAGGGCAAUGCUUCGGGCUGAGACACCCACAGCUCUGUUUAUCCCAUGGCAGAACCACGARUUCAUCGACGAGCAGCUGUUUGAGCAGAACUGCAUGGAGAGCUCGAUGCAGAAUUACCCCUCGUCCCGCAGCCCAUCCCUGUCCAGCCAGGCCGGGCUGAGCACCACGUGCUGCUCGCGGCGCCACAAGAAGAGCAGCCACCUGCCCAACUCCAGCGUGCCCGCCACGCGCCUGAGGAGCAUGCAGGAGCUCAGCACCAUCCACAUCCAGUGCAGCGAGCAGCCCUCCCUCACCACCAGUCGUUCCAGCCUCAACAUGAAAUCAGAUGAUGGGCUGAGAGCGAACUGCAAAGGCUCCCAGAUCACCACAGCCAUCAUCAGCAUCCCCACGCCGCCGGCGCUGACUCCCGAGGGUGAGAGCAGCCCCGGGCACGGCACGAACAUUGCCAGCUCUGCCACCCCCAACAUCGUCAAGGUGUCCGCCUUGUAGAGCAUCCUGCACGGGAGGAGGCUGCAAACACAGCCCCUUCUGCCUCCGCACCUCCACCUUCCUUUCUGCUGCAAUUUGUGCCUGACGGACCGAGCUGAGCUCUGGCACCCAACGGGAAGGCUCUUCAGCACCAACAGGAUGGAUGGAUUGAUGGAUUGAUGGAUGGAUGGAUGCAAAACCUGCCCAGAGUGCAAUUUGUGCCGUGGGAUGGGGUAAAAUCCACCUGCAGGAAUCAUCGUGGCAACCGGAGAGUCACUGAGGCAAACGGAAAUAUAACACUGUGUAUCGCAGCRCCUUUUUAAAGGUUUUUAAUGGAUAAUAUUUAUUCAUGAGGAAAUGACUGAAAAGGUGAAAAACAAUGGAUUUUGUGAAUUUUUUUUUUUUUUCCUUCAUGGAGCAGAACCUUUAA